Messenger RNA from Pungitius pungitius (ninespine stickleback), 1058 nucleotides. RefSeq lists its product as uncharacterized. The transcript is spliced from 5 exons. Gene Ontology annotation, biological process: positive regulation of tyrosine phosphorylation of STAT protein; cell surface receptor signaling pathway. The record is from RefSeq and is a predicted model, not a curated record. Gene Ontology annotation, molecular function: cytokine activity. NCBI's taxonomy places the organism in Eukaryota, Metazoa, Chordata, Actinopteri, Perciformes, Gasterosteidae. Gene Ontology annotation, cellular component: extracellular region. Bases 396 to 1058 code for a protein of 220 amino acids.
UGCAAAUUGAAACCCAAUGUUAAUGUUGUGCGUUAUGUACCACACUCUUUUUUUAAAUAAGAAUUUUUUAGACUGGAGCCUACCCAUAAAUUGAAUCAGAGCUUCCGAAAACACAAAAACACAAAACACACAGUCAACAUUUCUCAAAUGUCGGUUGGAAACAAAAGAAAUACACACAUCUUCUUUCGAGCACACUUCCUUAACUUACCUCUCUCAUUUCUUUCUCAAUCAUUGGUGACCACAAGAUGCUGAAUCAGGCAGCGAGAGUGAGAAAGAAAAAAAAAACUCCAGAAUGGUCGGGAAACCGAAAGCAAGACAAAUAUAUAAACAGUACAUGAGCCAUAUCACAGCAUAAAGGUUGAUCGUAUCUUGAUCUUGUCCACUGUUGACCCAAGAUGACUGUUUGGCGUCGAGCGCUCAUCCUCCUUUGCUGUGUACUGGGCUGUGUGGAGUCCUCAUCUUCGUCUCAAGUCCUCCACAGGAACAAAUACAACAACUCCUUCCGUCUCACCAGGUCCACCCGAACCCGAGUCCAGCAGCUCCAGCGGAAAUAUAAUGAGCAGCAGUUGGGGAAUAAGCAUUUUGAGGACAGAAGUCGGCAGCUAAAGGACCUGCCGUCGCUCUCUACAGAUUUCCACGGCUGGCUGAAUCUGACGGAAUUUGAACGACUGCAUGCUGCUUUCUUGGACAUGCAAGCCUACUGGACGACGCUGGAGCGGAAGAGACAACAGAUCGAGAAGGAGGAGAAAGAGCAGAUGGUGAAGCGGGCGCCUGGCACCACUUUAUCUCGGAGCAUCAGGCACAUUCAGCAUGACCUGAGGGACCUGAUGAGCCAAGUCAGCAGUCAGAUGAGUUACAAGAAUAGUUCUUGGACAAAGCCAACCUUUCGCACACCCUUGAACCCACCAACCAGAUCCAAAACAGUAUGGGACAGCAGAGUGGAGGGUUACAUCAUUCUGCGGGAUCUAGACCUUUACCUCACCAAGCUGGCAAGAGACUUCCUCCUUCUGGCUUCAAAAACACACUGCGACACACACACAAAAGAAAGAAACGACUGA